AUGAAGCACAAGUCAGAUCCUGAGACUCUUAAUUCAUCUAAUUCCAUUCCUCUCCCUGUUUCGCGCCUUAUAUUCUUCUCUCUUCACACUGAGAAAAAAAUACAAAAUUUGCUGACUUGGUCUCCGUCUUCUGUGGAAGGAAAUGAUGAAGUUGUCCUAUCAUGGAGUUUCUUUGGUCUUGCCAAUAACAAGGUUCUCUUAAAUGUCAGGAAGCAAGUGUUGCUAACGUAUAAGCGAAAGCGGCAAUCAAGAACAGAUCCUGUACAUGAGUGCCGUAAUUCACUUUUUGUUGCCCCCGAUGAUACUUCUUUACGCAAACCACCAGACUUGCAAGUUCAUUUGAUUGAUAAGCGUUCAUCAGAAAAUUACAACAGAAAUUCUGCGGUAUGCCAUGUAUGUUUUGUGUGCUGUGUUGGGGGUAACCUGAAGCACUGUAGAAAAUGCCUUCAGGAUGCAUAUGGGAAUAAGUCUAGUGGCAAGAAAGUAGGCUCAUCUUCAAAUGCUAAUGCUGGAGCAUUGGUUGAUGAUAAAAAGAUACACAAUAUGGUCUAUGUCGAUGAUAUCCUAGUUACUAGGAAUUGCAACACUGCCUGCAGAUCUCUUAUUUCUCUUCUUAGUGCCAAGUUUCCUGUUAAAGAUCUUGGUCCUUUACAUUACUUUCUUGGGUUAGAAGUUCAUCGAUCUGGCAAGGGUAUUUUUCUUUCUCAAACCAAAUAUGCCUGUGAUCUCCUCAAGAAAACAGAUUUUAUUGGCUCCAGCCCCUGUUCUACUCCUCUUGGCUCUUACAAGUUGGAUAACUCUGGUGACAUUCUUGCUGAUGCUACCUUUUAUCGCUCUACUGUUGGAGCCCUUCAGUAUCUCACUUGGACAAGGCCAGACCUCUCCUAUGCAGUUAAUCUAGUCUGCCAGCAUUUACAUCAGCCUCGCUCUAAUCAUUUGGGUGCUGUCAAACGAAUUCUUCGUUAUCUCAAGGGCACUCUUGAUAUGGGUGUUUGGUUUACCAAGGGUUCUCUUGUUCUGAAAAUGAUGUUUCCUUGUGUUCUUGAAAGAUUUUGUAAUUAUUUUACAUUGCAGAAGCAUCCAGUUUCCUUGUUCUGA
Messenger RNA from Prunus armeniaca (apricot), 1098 nucleotides. The record is from the annotation of a GenBank genome assembly. Lineage: Eukaryota; Viridiplantae; Streptophyta; Magnoliopsida; Rosales; Rosaceae.